AUGGUCCUUCUCACAGUCGCAACGGAAGACGGGGCGACGUUCUCGGUCGAUGUGGGACUUGACAUGGAGCUGGAGAAUCUGAUGGCGCUGCUCGAGGCGGAUUCGAGCAUCCCGGUCGAUGACCAGCUCGUCUUCCACAAUGGCCGACAAUUGACUGGACUGAAGGACUCGCUUGACUCGUACGGCGUCAAAGAGAACGACAUGCUCCUGCUGCGGCAGAAGAGCAAUGAUCCUGCUUCGAGUCAGCAAGCGCAUGUGGCUGGACGGAAUAUUGCUCAGGAUGCAGAAACUAUGAGGCGGCAGGUCUUGGGCAACCCGCAGGUCAUGGCAGACUUGCGCAGGACGAACCCGGAGCUUGCCGAUGCAGCGCAGAACGACCCAGCCCGUUUCCGCGACCUCCUCGGCCAGCUUGCGGCGAUGCAAGAGUCCGCCCGUCUCCAACGCGAGCGCGAGAUGCAGCUGCUCGAAGCGGACCCGUUCGACGUCGAGGCGCAGAAGAAGAUCGAGGAGGCGAUCAGGCAGGAGCGCGUGCUGGAAAACAUGGAGCAAGCGAUGGAGGACAUGCCCGAGUCGUUCGGCCAAGUCCACAUGCUCUACAUCAACGUCGAGGUCAACGGAGUGCCGGUCAAGGCGUUCGUCGACUCGGGCGCGCAAAGGACGAUCAUGUCGCCGUCGUGCGCGGAACGCUGCGGCAUCAUGCGCCUGAUCGACACUCGCUUCGCGGGCAUGGCUCAAGGCGUCGGCACGGGCAAGAUCCUGGGACGUGUGCACAGCGCGCAGCUCAAGAUGGCCGACCUGUUUCUCCAGUGCAGCUUCACCAUCCUCGAGAGCAAGAGCGUCGACUUGCUGUUCGGCCUUGACAUGCUCAAGCGCCACCAGUGUUGCAUCGACCUGCGGCAGGACGCGCUCGUCAUCCAGGACCGCAAGGUUCCCUUCCUCCCCGAACACGAGCUCCCGAAGGGCGAGCUGCAGGAGUACGAGCUUGAUGCCAACGGCAACCCCGUUCCGGUCGGAACCGUCGACUCGUCCCUCAGCAACGCCAGCGCCGCUGCCGGUCCUUCGGCACCUUCGACCAGCUCCGCCGCCCCGACAACCGGAUCGUCCUUCCCUGGUUCCGGCCGCACCCUCGGCCAGUCUCCCAACGCCUCGCCCGACCCGAAGCGCGUCCGCUCGUCCUCCCCUUCUGCCGCACCCUCUUCGGCCGCUCAGCCAGCAUCCUCGACUGGCCUCCCGAACGGCAUCACCGAAGAGGCUGUCCAGAGUCUCGUCGGACUCGGCGCGACGCGGGCGCAGGCAAUCAGCCUGCUUGAAGCCGCAGGAGGAAACGCAGAAGUCGCGGCGAGCCUGCUCUUCAGCGGGUGA
Rhodotorula toruloides NP11 is the source of this 1362-nucleotide messenger RNA. RefSeq names its product DNA damage-inducible v-SNARE binding protein Ddi1. NCBI's taxonomy places the organism in Eukaryota, Fungi, Basidiomycota, Microbotryomycetes, Sporidiobolales, Sporidiobolaceae. Gene Ontology annotation, molecular function: protein binding; aspartic-type endopeptidase activity. Gene Ontology annotation, biological process: proteolysis. The transcript has 9 exons. The record is from RefSeq and is a predicted model, not a curated record. The coding region runs from base 1 to 1362 and encodes 453 amino acids.